This is a messenger RNA of Stegodyphus dumicola, 4125 nucleotides long. RefSeq names its product V-type proton ATPase 116 kDa subunit a 1-like. NCBI's taxonomy places the organism in Eukaryota, Metazoa, Arthropoda, Arachnida, Araneae, Eresidae. Gene Ontology annotation, biological process: vacuolar acidification; proton transmembrane transport. Gene Ontology annotation, molecular function: proton-transporting ATPase activity, rotational mechanism; ATPase binding. Gene Ontology annotation, cellular component: vacuolar proton-transporting V-type ATPase, V0 domain; plasma membrane; vacuolar proton-transporting V-type ATPase complex. The record is from RefSeq and is a predicted model, not a curated record.
UAGUUUAAAAUGUGAGAAAGAAGUCCAUAGAUUAACGAGCCUGUGACUUAACAACAAUGUUAAUUAUAGCGACUGAUUAUGUAAUUUUCGCUAGAUCUACUUUUUUUCCCCGCCAUUAGUAUUCUGCUCUAUUUAAUCCAGAGGGCGUUACGCAGUAUCGAUUUCUUCCGCGCAGUGUUGUGCGCUGAAGUGUUGGAGAAGGAAGAGUUGCCGUGGUUUAAUUAAUUUGCUAUAAUUUUUAAAAGUGAAAUUAUAAUGUAUACAGUCAGUUUUUGAAGAUAUGUGCAUUUAUUACCCUUAACUAGUGUUUAAUUUACUUUAAAAGCGGAUAAUUAUUCAAAAUUUCAGUCAUGGGCUCUCUAUUUCGCAGUGAAGAGAUGACAUUAUGUCAACUGUUCUUACAGUCUGAAGCAGCAUAUGCAUGUGUUUCAGAGCUAGGAGAACUUGGUCUUGUUCAAUUUCGGGAUCUGAAUCCCGAUGUUAAUGCCUUUCAACGAAAGUUUGUGAAUGAAGUUAGGAGGUGUGAUGAGAUGGAGAGAAAAUUAAGAUUUCUUGAAAAAGAGAUCAAGAAAGAUGGCAUUGCAAUGAUGAGUUUUGGUGACAAUCCAGAAGCUCCACAACCCAGGGAAAUGAUUGACUUAGAGGCUACUUUUGAAAAAUUAGAAAAUGAAUUACGUGAAGUAAAUACAAAUGCAGAGGCUUUAAAGAAAACUUAUUUAGAAUUGACUGAAUUGAAACAUAUUUUAAGGAAAACUCAGCAGUUCUUUGAUGAGGCAGAAUUUCAUCAUGUGCAGAUGCACGAUCCCAGUAUGCAAGAAGAAAGUGUUACACUACUUGGAGAAGAAGGUCUACGAUCUGGUGGACAAGCAUUGAAAUUAGGAUUUGUUGCUGGGGUAAUUUUACGAGAACGCUUACCUGCUUUCGAGCGAAUGCUUUGGAGGGUCUGUCAUGGCAAUGUUUUUCUUCGUCAAGCCGAUAUAGAUACUCCAUUAGAAGAUCCAGUGACUGGUGAUCAAGUAUAUAAGUCAGUGUUCAUUAUUUUCUUUCAAGGUGAUCAACUGAAAACUAGAGUGAAAAAAAUAUGUGAAGGAUUUCGUGCUACUCUCUAUCCAUGUCCUGAAACACCAGCAGACAGAAGAGAAAUGUCUAUUGGGGUUAUGACUCGAAUAGAAGAUUUAAACACUGUUCUUGGUCAGACUCAAGAUCACCGAUACAGGGUUCUUGUGGCUGCUGCAAAAAACAUCAAAAGCUGGUUUGUCAAAGUUCGAAAAAUUAAGGCUAUAUACCACACACUCAAUUUAUUCAAUUUAGAUGUCACCCAGAAAUGCCUCAUUGCUGAAUGUUGGUGUGCUUGUUCAGAUCUGGAUAAGAUACAGAUGGCAUUAUGCAGAGGAACGGAAUUAAGUGGUGGCAGUGUUCCAUCUAUUCUGCAUCGAAUGCAAACAACAGAAAUACCUCCAACGUUUAAUCGUACAAAUAAAUUUACUCAAGGCUUCCAAAAUAUUGUUGAUGCCUACGGUGUAGCCAAUUAUCGAGAAGUAAAUCCCGCUCUUUUCACUAUCAUAACAUUUCCUUUCCUGUUUGCUGUGAUGUUUGGAGAUGCUGGCCAUGGUUUGAUUAUGGCUCUUUUUGCAGCCUGGAUGGUAUUAAAAGAGAAGGGCCUCGCUUCUGAAAACACAGAUAAUGAGAUCUGGCUGACAUUUUUCCAUGGUCGUUAUAUAAUUCUGCUGAUGGGCAUGUUCUCUGUUUAUACUGGACUAAUGUACAAUGAUAUUUUUUCAAAAUCUGUCAAUUUGUUUGGGUCUUCGUGGUAUCCCCACGCUGAUUUUACAAACAAGCCAUUACCAAAGCUUUAUCAAAUGAAUCUUACAAACAAUGCUGAUUAUAUGGGAAUUCCUUAUCCAUUUGGUGUUGACCCAGUGUGGCAGGUAUCAACCAACAAAAUAUUGUUUUUAAAUUCGUACAAGAUGAAAGUGUCUGUUAUAUUUGGUGUAUCGCAAAUGGCUUUUGGCGUUAUUCUUAGCUUGUGGAAUCACAGGUAUUUUAAACAGCCACUGAAUGUUAUAUGUGAAUUUGUGCCACAACUCAUAUUCUUAAUCUCGAUAUUUGGAUACCUGGUGAUACUGAUAUUCUCAAAAUGGACAAAUUAUGAUGCUACUAUGUCUGGAUGUGCACCUAGUCUCUUGAUUAUGCUGAUAAAUAUGUUCCUGUUUAAAUACCCAUCAGAACCAUGUUACCUAAAACCAAUGUAUGCUGGUCAAGCAGUGUUUCAAGGAAUGCUUGUUGUAAUAGCUUUGUUAUGCAUUCCCUGGAUGCUUCUUUCCAAGCCAUAUAUGCUAUACAGACAGUGGUUGAAGAGGCCAACUAUGAUGGGUGGAACUGAAAAUAAAACUGGUGAAGAUGGUAAAAAUGGAGCAGAUGGAAUAAUGAAAGAAAACCAAAUUCCUGAAACUACUAUACCAGAGACUUUUGAUUUUGGAGAAAUUUUUAUACAUCAGGCCAUUCACACUAUCGAAUAUUGUUUAGGAUCAAUAUCACACACUGCAUCAUACCUUCGACUAUGGGCCUUAAGUUUAGCUCAUGCUCAAUUAUCAGAAGUAUUAUGGAAUAUGGUUUUGCGCAUUGGUAUUUCUGGAAGUGGUGGUGUUCUUCUCUACUUGACAUUUGGUGCAUGGGCAGUUCUUACUAUUGGUGUGCUGCUUAUUAUGGAGGGUUUAUCUGCUUUUCUGCAUGCAUUACGAUUGCAUUGGGUUGAAUUUCAAAGCAAGUUCUAUUCUGGAAUGGGCAGCAUGUUCAUUCCUUUCUCAUUUGAUACCAUACUGGAAGUGGCUGGAAUAGAUGAUUAGACUUUACAUUAUUAUAUGAAAUAAUAUCUGUGCUGUGUUAGAUCUGUACAACAUGUAAAUUUCAGUUUACAUGUGCAUUUGUUUUCUGUUACUAUGAGCUUAUGGUUAAAGUCACAAACUGUGUAUAUUCAAGCCAUAAUGAUAGAUAUCCUGAGUUAUAAAAACCAAUUUUUACUUUUUUUUAUCCACAUUGUUGUUAUUAAGAUCUGCUGCUAGCUUUGCAAGAAUGUUGUUCUAUAUUUAGAUUGCAAAUCUGUUCUACAAAUUGGAAAUGUUAAAUUUUUUAAAUUUAUUAUUGAGCUAGUCUUGGUAUUUUAAAACAAAUGUAAAUUAAUCAUUAUCAGUAGGGAAAUGUAAGGAUUAUUUUCACAAAGAAAAGUGCAAUUUUUUUUUUAACAAUUAUAAUAAAAUUUCUGUUACCAAAUGAUCUGCUUGCCAUCAUGUGUUCAUUGACAUUCAAUGAAAAAUGUUGUAUUAUUUUCAAAAUACUCUUGUAUAUUUAUUUAUUUAUUGUUUAUAGUAUAUUUUAUAUUUAUAUAUUUAUAUUGAGAAAGUGUGUUUACAGCCUUUUACAACACUGAACUGAUAAAAUAGCUUUGUUUCAUGUUUGUAGUUUUAUGACAUAUUUUAUUGUGUUUGGAUGUAUAGUAAAUUAAAAAAAAUAUAGAUAUAUGAUUGCUUGUAACUGUCUUGCUUAUAAUUUUGCAAGGCCGAGUCUCUUCUGAACUAUGUAGUAUGGAUGGAUGGAUUAUUAAUUGCCAAAAAUUAUUGAUGUGGAAUGUUUGAAUGUUAGAAUGCUUAGGAAUACACAAAUUAAUUUCUUGUGAUACAUCAUUAGUAAAUUUCACUACUGAUUAAGUACUUUUUUAAUUUAAAAGGGUGAUUUGUAAUAAUAAACUCUUAAAAAUAAAAAAAAAUUAAACAGUAUAUAAAAAUAUUUUGCUGACCUUUUUUAUUGAUGCUAAAUUCUUUUUUUAAUAAAUUAAAAGCUUUUCUGACCAUUCAUUACUUUCACCCAUUUAUGUGUUCUGUAUGUUAUAUUCAUUUGUUGCUAAUUAAUGAGAUAAUUACAUCACCAUAAAACUUGUUCUGUGUUCUAAAUAUUUAACAGCAUAAAAUGUAAAUGCAAUAUCUUGAGUGUUUUAUUAUUUCAUGCAUUUAAUUUGAACAUGCUCAUGAAUACAUAUUUUGUUAUGUUGCUGCAAAAUAUAUGUGUAUAUUGUACAAAUGUAGCAUUUAAUUGUUUACACUAACAAUAAAUAGCAUUAUGUGAAACCUU